AGCGCAUGGGCUAAUGCGAACAUCGGCGGGCGGGCGGGAAUACAUGUAAUGCGACAUGAAAAAAAUUGCUAUGCAGGCCAUGGUUUGCGUGGGCAAAAACAUAAAUUGGCGCGGAGUGCUGAGGAAAUUACAUUACGGAGCAGGGUAUUGCAGUGCGGUGAAUAUGACCACAUUGGGUGGUUCUGCACAUCAUUUUUUUGCAUCUGCUUGGAGCUAGCUUGAUGGUCGAGGGCUCAACGGGGGCAGGAUGUGUUCUGGUAGCAGAUCUCGAUGCCGAUGCUAAGCUGCCAGGUCGGAGAAGACGUCUCCACAGGAACGAGGGCCGGAUGAAGGGCUCGGAGGACUCAAGGGGGGAGGAGGCGCCCAAUCGGCCGAGGAGAAGAGAGAGGACGCGACCUUUUUUCCUCUUGGGAGCAGUUGUUGAUGAGCUCCGUCCUGGCCAAUUGUGUGCUUUCGUUGACAGGCGGGUUGUGGAGCUUAUUUCUUUUUUCUUUUUUUCACACUUCAUCAACUCCACCUGCCGCCAUCAUCCUCGCCCCACUCCACCUCCCCUUCCUCCUCCCCUUCCUCCCCUCCUCCCCCUCCUCCACGCCCCUUCCCUCCAUCGCUCCUUCUGUCCUCUUCCGCUCCGCCUCCUGCCAUUCUCCUGCCCCUCCCCACCCCAUCUCCUCAUCUCCUCAUCCCUUUCCCACACACACCUCGUCUCGCCACAACUGCAUCAUCUGGUCUGGACUCUGUGCUGUCCCUGACAGGACCUCGAUUCUGCACACCCUUCCCUCUCUCUCUCUCUCUCUCCCGCGGCUGGCUUGCGCUUAGCCUUGCCCCGCCCAGCU
Messenger RNA from Gamsiella multidivaricata, 833 nucleotides. RefSeq lists its product as uncharacterized. The record is from RefSeq and is a predicted model, not a curated record. NCBI's taxonomy places the organism in Eukaryota, Fungi, Mortierellomycota, Mortierellomycetes, Mortierellales, Mortierellaceae. The transcript has a single exon. The coding region runs from base 222 to 749 and encodes 175 amino acids.